This is a messenger RNA of Magallana angulata, 2583 nucleotides long. RefSeq lists its product as uncharacterized. Gene Ontology annotation, cellular component: Las1 complex; preribosome, large subunit precursor. The coding region runs from base 41 to 1645 and encodes 534 amino acids. Gene Ontology annotation, molecular function: endonuclease activity. The record is from RefSeq and is a predicted model, not a curated record. NCBI's taxonomy places the organism in Eukaryota, Metazoa, Mollusca, Bivalvia, Ostreida, Ostreidae. Gene Ontology annotation, biological process: maturation of 5.8S rRNA; maturation of LSU-rRNA. The transcript is spliced from 14 exons.
AUUGUAUUCUACAACACGUGGGUUCACCAAGCUGUCAAAAAUGGGUAAAGUUAAAGCUUCGAAAACAAAACAAAAGGACCAGGACAAGGUUAAAAUGAUGGUUGUACCGUGGAGAAAUAAGGCAGAGUUUAGAGUGGUUUAUAAUGGCAUAUACUCAGACGAAGUUGAGCCCAAAAGGCAGGCAAUGGAGAAAAUGUUAACAUGGCAAAGCAGGGCACUCAGCAAGUUACCGAUUGCUAUAGAAAGCAGCAUGGCCCUGUGUAGAGCUUGCAUCUCUCAUCUGCUUGCCAUAGAAGAAGGCAAUUUCAAAGACAAUUACCUGAAGCUUGUGUAUGAGUACAGUAUGGCCAUCAUUAGAUUUGUAAACAAUGUUACAGAAUUGGGACAAACCAAAGUACACAGAAUGCCACUGCACAGGAUUGCAGACAGUUUUGGGAUCCCCAGCUGGAUCGUAGAGAUGAGACAUAAUGCCACACACAGGAACAUGCCCUCUUUGUCCGAGCUCACUGCCGGAGCAGACUGGAUAUUAGAAUGGCUGAGGGUAGACUUUUGGGAUGCACAGUAUAAAAUCAUGGAAACGAUAAAGCCUAGAAAGAACUUUAACUUUGAGGAGGACAGGGAAUCCAUAGAUAGAGUCAUUGAGAAAUACAUGGCAGACACAUGGAAGGCCAUCCGAUCAGGAGAAAAAGCGGUCAACUGCUACAGUGACUUACUGCGACUGGUAGAGAGACACAAAUCAAAGAUGUUGAGUAGCAUUAUGAGGAGGGGCCGUUUUAUUCCCACACCGUCACAACUGGAGGAACUCGGCAUCGAUGACGAAGAACUGAUGAGUUCACAACAGCUCAGGAUUCCAGACGUGUUAGGGAAACUGUGGGGGCCAUUGCUUAACAUUCUUCACAGGACUAAGUUGACCUCCUCUCUGGUUCAGCUGAUGGUCACCAUGGUGACAGAUAAACAGAAUUUCCAGAAUUAUUUGCUGUGCAGCUGGCUGCAGAAGAUCAUCCGCUCCAAUGCCAGCAGUGUCGAUUUUGAAGAGCGGAAUUUGAAGCCUGGCAAGAAGAAGCUAUACAAGUACAGGCGACACAUUCCAUACCGACUGGUCCUACAGAAACUACUGCGCCGCCCCAGCGUGUACACACAGACCCUCAUCAGACAGUUACUUCCCUUACAAACACCCCGAGUCAGCCCACCAACAAAGAAGAAGAUACUCAAGCUUCUGGACAUUGUGUGCGGAAAGUCUGUAAACAGUAAAUGCAGUGACCAGAGUGGACCCAUGCAUUCUGUAUUGGAUGUGGACUUACAACUACGCCCUUCAGUCAGUGAGGAUAACACAGAAGAACACAAAGAUUCAUUAACUCCUGCCCAGCAGUUCUGUCAGUCUCCAUGGGUCAGAGAUCAAGAUAUCCUGAACUGGGACCGUAUUCCAGUGGGUGCCCUGGAUACGGAUUCAGGAAAGAUAACUCUGGUGGAUCCAGAUACAUCCACUGAGGAGGAUCCAGACAGCAGAGAGGUCCAGUCCAGUAUGGGAUGGAUGAAGUGUGUAGGGAUCCCAAGAGGCAUGGAGGAAGGAGACCCCGGUGUAACACAGAGAGUUUGGACGAUAGAGGAGAUGAAAGCAGUGAAGCAUGCAAUGGGGCUCAUCUAGAACUCCCACGAACUGGACGAUCGGUGACAGGAGAUGAAUGCAGUGAAGCAUGCAAUGGGACUUAAUCUAGUUCUCUCAUUUGCUGGACAAUCAGUGACAGGGAACAAGAACCAGACUUAGUGGUGGUCAGCAUGGCACCAGCAGUUCAUAGGUUCCUGGUUCAAAUCCCACUGUGGCUGCUUCCGCUUCAUGUUCCGUGGUGCAACACUAGGCAUUUUAUCUAUUAUACACAUUUGUGCCUGACUGAAAUAUAAAACUAGAGAAUCUGUGGUGAGAAGACAAAGCAUAGGCACCGACUACUUGUCACAUCAUGUAAUCAGGGAUUUGAGCCAUUUUCUGUAAACCUUUUAAAUGCUGUAUACAUUCGAACAGACUUAAAGACUAAAGCAGCGAAGUGACUUGGACUAGUUUCAGUAAAGGCAUACAUAACAAAUAAUUGCACUUGCAAAAAUUUUUUACUGGUAAAAAGGCAAUCUAAUUAAAAUCAGAUGUUAGAUACCCUUGUUUAUUUACUACAAAAACGAUAAUUACAAGUGGUUUUUUUUUUUUGUACUGUAACAUAGCACCUACAUGUAUAAAAAAAAAAUACUGUUUGUUUCAGUUUCGAAAAAUUGAAAAAAUGGUCACCCAAAUUACUUGUCAUAUUUUACUAAUGUAUUGUUUUAUAUUUUGUUUAUUAUUUGCGUAAAUACAGCAUUUCCUGUAUUUGUUGAGAAACUAAAUCUUUUACUUUUAUUUUUUUUUGGUUGGAAAUCUACAACAAACAGUGCAUGUAUAAAGUACAUAUAACUCCAUUAAACCUAGUACCUAAGAGCCAAAUUUUGAAGGGAGACUAUGUUUAAACCAAUUAUAUUUUUAGUGUACUUAGGUACUACAGAUUUAAUUUGACACCCUUCAUUUACUGUACUAAGUGUACUUAUGUAACCUUGGGCCAUUUC